AUGACGAACAUGGCAGGAUGCGGCAUUCCAAAGGCAAAACAUGUCCAAGGGAUGCUAUUCGACAGUGGGAACGAGUACAACUUCAAAAGCGUACCCAUGCCGUUCCGCCCUGGAAUCAAAGAACCUGUUACUGUCGAUGACCUCUACACACCUUACUGGGUCCACUCUCAAGAUGAUUUCAAUGGAUGGGAAAACUUGGCAAAGCACAAACAACAAGUCACCAUUACGACUGAACACAACACUCGGUUCUAUGCCAUCCACUUUGCCGAUCAAGCAGAAAACUCCUCAAAAUUAUGGGAUUGA
Molecule: messenger RNA, 303 nt
Organism: Laccaria bicolor S238N-H82
Lineage: Eukaryota; Fungi; Basidiomycota; Agaricomycetes; Agaricales; Hydnangiaceae
Exons: 2
Coding region: 1-303 (100 amino acids)
Source: RefSeq, a predicted model, not a curated record